Molecule: messenger RNA, 2352 nt
Organism: Solenopsis invicta (red fire ant)
Lineage: Eukaryota; Metazoa; Arthropoda; Insecta; Hymenoptera; Formicidae
Product: carnitine O-acetyltransferase
Exons: 13
Coding region: 319-2190 (623 amino acids)
Biological process (GO): carnitine metabolic process, CoA-linked
Cellular component (GO): peroxisome
Molecular function (GO): carnitine O-acetyltransferase activity
Source: RefSeq, a predicted model, not a curated record
UACGAAUUGCAAGCGGAUCUAAAUUAUUUUCAAUUGGUCGGUCCAAUGUCCAUGACAUAAUUGGCUCCAAUUUAUAGCAGUAUACCUCGGUGAUUUGAGAUGAGUAUCAUCACGCACAUCAUUCAGCGUUCGUGCACUGAUUUAGUUGGGCCACGUGUAUGUAUGUGUGUGCGUGUUUGUAUACACCCGCAUAUCCGGUGCAUGCGUGAGUGUGACACAUGACUGGGAUAUUCUUAAAACUUGUGACAUUCGGCGGAGACGUAUCUCAACGAAUACGGUACAGUGGAAUUGGGCUCGAGUUCUCUAGAGAAACCAGCUAUGUACAAGGUACUCCCCAAUGUGUCAAAGUACACAGUAUACAAUGGACUGCGUAGGAUACCAUCCGUUCUUCGAGCAGCGUCUAUAACAACGUUAAAUCUGAAUAAGCAACCAAUCCCGAAACAACCUGUUCCUGAUCUCAAGCAAACUGCGGAACGUUACUUGAGAUCUUUGAAGCCAUUGUUGACUGACAAUGAAUAUAAAAAUACUGAGAGGAUUGUUGGUGAUUUUAUUAGCCACACGGGUGUAGGAUCUAAGCUGCACACUAAAUUACUGGAAAGAUAUCAAAACACUGAUAACUGGAUGAAAGAAUGGUGGCUGGAAGUUGCAUACCUGGGAUACCGUAUGCCCGUGAUCGUACAUUCCAGUCCUGGAACCGUUGGACCACCAGUUACUUUCCAACGACCAGAUGACAUGUAUGUGUAUGCGGCGCGUCUUAUUGCUGCAGUCUGUGAUUACAAUGAGAUGGUCAAGAGUGGAAAGUUAAAACAAGAAAUGGCUCGUAACGAUCCGCUCGAUAUGCAGCCUUAUGCCAUGAUACUCGGCACGCACAGGCAGCCCAGCGAAGCAGUCGACAAACUGUUGCACACAGACGAGGCGAAACACAUAAUAAUCAUAAGCAAUAAUAAUUUCUUUAAAGUUUGCGUUGUCGAUAAAAACGGCAUUUUAAACGAGGGCAAGCUCGUGGCUGCCAUAAAAGAUAUCGCAGAUCGCUCCUGUACCGAGGGAAAGCCUGUAGGAAUUUUAACUGGGAACGACAGAGACACUUGGGCGAAGGACUACAGUUUACUUUUAGAAUUAGGUAACAAUAGGAAUAUAAUCAAGGAUAUAGAAACUUCCUUAUUUAUACUAUGCCUGGAUAAGAAUCUGCCUAAAGAUGCUUUUAAGGAAAAGAAUAACGCGUCAGUAAGAGCGGUUCAAGCUAUGACAGGCUACAAUAGCUCCGUAAACGCUGGUAACAGGUGGCACGACAAGACUGUACAGUAUAUAGUAUCCGCCGAUGGCUACGUUGGCAUGGAAUACGAGCACAGUCCAUGCGAGGGAGUUCCGGUUGCUGUCCUUCACGAUUACGUAUUAAAAUACAUAGCAACAAGAGAAAAUAGCGCGUGGGACGUAAAGUCUGCGGAUUUUCCAAGACCGGAACUUUUGAAGUUCGUGACUAAUGACGCUAUAGACUGUGCGAUCGAGAUAGCUGCUGAUUCGAUAGAUAAGCUUUCAGAAGACAUAGACAUGGAAUGUUUUACAUUUGACAAAUUCGGCGCGGACGCUAUAAAAGCAAUUAAACAGAGCCCCGACAGUUUUAUUCAGAUUGCGAUGCAAGUGACGUUUUAUAAUUUACAAAGGAAGGCGCCGGCCCAUUACGAAAGCGCAGCAUUACGAAGAUUCAUAAAUGCCAGAACAGAGUGCAUCAGGUCCACUAGUACAGAGUCAGUAGAGUUUGCAAAAGCGAUGCUUCCUGGGGAAUGCAAAAGCAAACAACAAAAGAAGGAACUGAUGAUCAAAGCGAUAAAUGCUCAUAAAGAAUAUGCCGCACAGGCUGCGACUGGUCAAGGUGUCGAUCGGCAUCUGUUCGGCUUAAAAAUGAUAGCAAAAAGCGAAGGAAUAGAGCUGCCAGAAUUAUACAAAGAUGUUGGUUAUACUAGAAGUACAUAUUUCAAUUUAACAUCAAGUCAGGUGCCGUAUAAGUCAGCGUCUUUUAUGUGCUAUGGACCGGUAGUUCCCGACGGUUACGGUUGUUGUUACAAUCCACGACCGAAGGAUAUUCUAUUCGCUUGUUCGUCAUUUAAAUCGUGCAGCGAGACUAAUACGAGGGACUUCGCUCGUGUCUUACAGCAGACGCUAAACGACAUGCGAGACAUAGGCAGUGAAUGAAAGUGUAAGGACUCUGCUUUUAUUGCAAUGGGAAACGGUGUUCAUUGAUAUUUUUAUAUUGCACACGACGACAAGUGAAAAUAAAGUUGUUCGAGUCAAGCGAAUUUAUUUUGUAUAAACUUUUUAUUGCGAAAUAUAUAUAUUUCGAAACUUUGCAGAGUA